Camelina sativa (false flax) is the source of this 1476-nucleotide messenger RNA. RefSeq lists its product as uncharacterized. NCBI's taxonomy places the organism in Eukaryota, Viridiplantae, Streptophyta, Magnoliopsida, Brassicales, Brassicaceae. Gene Ontology annotation, cellular component: plasma membrane. The record is from RefSeq and is a predicted model, not a curated record. Gene Ontology annotation, biological process: defense response to other organism.
AAACGUGACUACGUGAGUUGUGACCAAAGUGUUUGUUUUGACAGAUCUACAUAAUACCAUUUUUACAGAGAUUUGUCACACUCUAUCGCGUAUACAUCCGUUGGUAUAAUUAAAAAAAUCAUUGAGCGAUUCACAUAACAGAGAGCCAAUAAAACAGCUCGUCGGUAGAAGAAAUUUCAAAGAAGAGAGAUCAUAAUAACACAAGUUCAACAAGUACCACCGGCGACAAAGAAAUGGCGGGAGAAACGCUGCUUAAACCGGUUCUUCAAAAACCACCAGGCUACCGUGAGCUCCACUCACAACCACAAACUCCACUCGGAUCAUCUUCAUCAACAACAUCAUCAACAGCGCUUCGACGCCGACCAAAACAUACGAUUCCGGCGUCGUUUUAUCCGACGAAGAAGAAGCAAUGGAGUCGUUGCCGCGUCUUUUGUUGCUGCGUCUGCAUCACAGUCGCCAUCGUCAUACUCCUACUUACCCUAGCCGUCUCCGUCUUCUUCCUUUGGUACAGCCCGAGGCUCCCCGUCGUACGUCUCGCCUCCUUCCGCGUAAGCACUUUCAACUUUGCCGGUGGAAAAUCCGGCGACGGUUUGUCGCAGUUGACGGCGGAAGCCACGGCGAGGCUUGAUUUUAGAAACCCUAACGGAAAGCUAUGGUACCAUUACGGCGACUCCGACGUAGAGGUGAGUGUAGGAGACGGUGAUUUUGAAACGAGCCUCGGGUCAACGAGAGUCAAUGGGUUUGUGGAGAAGCCGAGGAAUCGGACGGUUGUGAACGUUCCGAUCAAAGUGAAGAAACAACAGGUGGAUGAUCCGACGGUUAAGAGGCUUAAAGCGGAGAUGAAGAGUAAGAAGUUGGUGGUGAGAGUAACGGCUAAGACGAAGCUGGGAUUAGCUGUGGGAAGGCGUAAGAUUGUUACGGUGGGGGUUAGUAUCAGUUGCGGUGACGUGAGACUACGGGAGCUUGAUUCAAAGAUGAGUAAAUGCACCAUCAAAAUGCUUAAAUGGAUUAAAUUGCACUCAUGAUGAUUGAUUCAUUACGUUAAAGAUAUGGCCAAAGUUCAGCUUUACGAAAGAGGUCACUCAUGUUAUUUUUUAUUUUUUUUCCUUUCUUGUUUUCACAUUUCAAUUCCAUAUAAUUACGAUCUAUAGGAAAGAUUAAAUAUGUAUUACUUAAUAUACCUACCUGUAAUAUGAAAAGUUGGUUCUUUGUAUGUUAAAAAAAUUCGUACACACAAGUCACAAACAAGCCCCCCAUGAAUUUUAUUUUGACACGGAUACCAAUUCAUAAAAAAACAAGUACAUAAUCACGGAAUUAUUCAACUAAAUAGCAAAGUUAUCAAUAAGAGUUGUAACAAUAAUUGAAUGCGAAAAAGACUAGCCCAAACAUGUAGUAGCACAAACUGCAGUACCAAAUGUAGUUGGCCACUGACUUAUUUGAAAAGCAUAAACCCAAUCUAUAAGGAAAAAAAAAAGA